GCGAGACGAACGGAACGGCGGAACCGGAGGACGGCGGACGGCGGGACUCGCGGAACCGGAGCGAGCUUACCGCGGCGGGACACGGGACGCUUUUUGAACCGCGACCGACUCGCGACGGUGGGGUUGUAAACAACGACGACAACGACGACGACGACGCCGCGGACGUCGGCGCCGGUCGCACGGUCGCCCUCGCGACUAACUCGAUCGCGGGCCGUCGUCGUCCGUCCCGAUCCGGAUCCCGAUCGUCCUCCUUCACGGUCAACGCCGUCACCGACGCCGUCACCGACGCCGCCGCCGGCACCACCAUCACCGCCGCCGCCGCCGACGCCGCCGCCAACGCCGUCGCCAACGCCGUCGCCAACGCGACCCGAGAAGGUAACGGGCACGGAUCGCUAGACGUGGAAGGGAAAAACGAAGAGGGCGAGCCACGCGUGUCCUUCCCGUGGUGUGUCAUGGGGUGUUUCGGUAGCCAGAGCAGCAAGGCCAGCCAGGAUGACAGCAAAAAUCAGAAGAGGCGAUCCGACGCCAUCACCAGGCAGUUGCAAAAGGAUAAGCAGGUUUAUCGGGCCACUCACAGGUUACUCUUGCUCGGAGCGGGGGAGUCCGGCAAAAGCACGAUCGUCAAACAGAUGAGGAUACUGCACGUCAAUGGUUUCAGCGAAGCGGAGAAGCGACAAAAGAUCGAAGACAUUAAGAAGAACAUUAGGGACGCCAUCUUGACGAUAACCACUGCGAUGAGCACGUUAACGCCGCCUGUUUCGCUGGAGGAUCCGUCGAACCAGAGCAGAAUGGAUUAUAUCCUAGAAGUCUCGUCUUCCCCAGACUUCGAUUAUCCUUCGGAAUUCUACGAAAUCGUCGAAACUCUUUGGAGAGAUCGGGGCGUUCAGCAGAGCUUCGAGAGGAGUAACGAGUAUCAACUCAUUGACUGCGCCAAAUAUUUUCUAGAUAAGGUAGCCAUCGUAAAACAGCCGGAUUACACGCCCACGGAACAGGACAUUCUGAGGUGUCGAGUUCUCACGUCUGGCAUCUUUGAGACGCGGUUUCAGGUCGACAAAGUGAACUUUCAUAUGUUCGACGUUGGAGGCCAGCGCGAUGAGAGAAGAAAAUGGAUACAAUGUUUUAAUGACGUUACGGCGAUUAUAUUUGUCACGGCGUGUAGUAGUUACAAUAUGGUACUCAGGGAAGAUCCUACAAAACUGAGACUCAGAGAGAGUCUCGACCUUUUCAAAAGUAUCUGGAACAAUCGAUGGCUUCGCACGAUUUCUGUGAUCCUGUUUCUAAACAAGCAAGAUCUCUUAGCGGAAAAAGUCAAAGCGGGGAAGCACAAACUCGAAGAUUACUUUCCGGAAUUCGCGCGUUAUCAAACACCAGUCGAACCCGGGGUGGUCGCAGAUCCCUCGGAACCGCCUGACGUCAUAAGGGCCAAGUACUUUAUCAGAGAUGAGUUUCUCCGCAUAAGUACGGCGAGCGGUGACGGCAAGCACUAUUGUUAUCCGCACUUUACGUGCGCCGUUGACACGGAGAAUAUCAAAAGAGUGUUCAACGAUUGCCGGGAUAUUAUCCAACGGAUGCACCUGCGUCAAUACGAGCUCUUGUGACUUCGUUCCUGCCGACAUUUUCUGUCAUCAUCCGUUAACCUGACCGUCACGCUCGUCCUGCGUCUCGAGCUGCAAUCGCUGCAAGCAAGUGAAUGAGCGAAUCCGCGAGACUCGUCGCGAGAGCAUUCGCCGCCAAUCAGGUAACGCGCGCGCCGAGGGCUUCCUCCGGGAUCGGAAAGCGUAGUCGGCGGGACGGACGCCCACGUUCAUCGAGAACUCGCCAGCAGACACUGAAAGAGAGAAAGAGAGAGAGAGAGAGAGAACUGUGCGAGUCGAUUACUCUACUUCUUUUCGUCGAUAAGAUUCAGAAAGAUGAGCCGGUAUGUCGAUAUAUACUGCUGCUGAAUCUCUCUCCAUCGUCUGAAAUCUGUUUCUCGCGAACGAAGCGUUCUCUCUCGCCUGAAAUAAAUCGUGCAAACCGCGUGUCUCGUUCCGCAGCCGUUCGACGAAAAUGAACGAGCGGCCCUUCUAGCGGGCGUAUUCUCGAACGGUCACUCGACUCUCCUUUGAGUUAGAUGAAAGAGUG
Molecule: messenger RNA, 2124 nt
Organism: Formica exsecta
Lineage: Eukaryota; Metazoa; Arthropoda; Insecta; Hymenoptera; Formicidae
Gene: Galphas
Product: guanine nucleotide-binding protein G(s) subunit alpha
Exons: 10
Coding region: 453-1598 (381 amino acids)
Biological process (GO): sensory perception of chemical stimulus; adenylate cyclase-activating dopamine receptor signaling pathway
Cellular component (GO): heterotrimeric G-protein complex
Molecular function (GO): GTP binding; G-protein beta/gamma-subunit complex binding; GTPase activity
Source: RefSeq, a predicted model, not a curated record